AUGUACAGAUGUAUUAAUAUUCCACCCGACGACGCGCAGUACCAACGUAUUCUAUGGAAUCCGGACACUAGUGAUUAUGUGGCAGAAUAUGCCUGCACAACGGUAAUGUUUGGAACGAGCUCCGCACCUUAUUUAGCCAUGAGAGUUAUGAAACAAUUAGCUAUGGAUGAAUGCGCGAAAUAUCCACUGGCGGUGGAUGUUAUAAAUCAUCAUGUCAUCAUGUAUGUAGAUGACAUACUGUCUGAUGGCGACAGUAUUGCAGAAACGGAGGAUGUCAAGAACCAAGUGAUUGGAAUGCUUUGUAGUGGUACAUUCGAACUACGGAAGUGGGCGAGUAAUUGCCCAAAGCUAUUAGAGAACAUACCAGUUGAGCAUCGAGAAUCAAGCGGAUUGUUACACAUGGAAGAUCUGGUCAUAUCUUACAGUCAUAUUUGCACCUUGCAUGGUGGAACCUCACUUACGCUGAAUUUUAUAAGGAAGAAAUUCUGGAUUGUUAAUGGACGCAAUGCAGUUCGGUCAGAAAAUGGGAAUGUUACCAGCAGUACGGGUACGCCCUUCUAG
Molecule: messenger RNA, 561 nt
Organism: Drosophila willistoni
Lineage: Eukaryota; Metazoa; Arthropoda; Insecta; Diptera; Drosophilidae
Exons: 3
Coding region: 1-561 (186 amino acids)
Source: RefSeq, a predicted model, not a curated record